AUGAACGAUUCCAAAGCUGCAAACUUCACAGAGUUUGAACUGGUGGGUUUCCCUGGUCUUUUGGACUACAGGAUGUUUCUGUUUUUUGGAUUCCUUAUUCUGCUGCUAAUCACUGUGACUGCCAAUCUUCUUAUCCUCUUUCUGGUUUCACUGGACCACCGGCUACACACGCCUAUGUACUUUUUUCUUUGGAAUUUAUCCCUCUUGGACUUACUGAUGGCAAUUGCAAUUUUACCAAAACUUCUAGCAGUUCUUUCUGGAUAUGACAGUACAAUUACUGUGACUGCCUGCUUUGGGCAAAUGUAUUUUAUCAUCUCUGUUGGAACCACAGAAAAUUGUUUGGUGGCAGCAAUGGCGUAUGAUCGUUACAUUGCUGUGGUGAAACCUCUACAUUAUAAUGUAAUCAUAAAUGUCAAAAUGUGCUUCAUAAUAUUAGCCACAUCUUGGAUACUUGGGUUGGUAAUUCCAGCAACCUCCAUAAUAUUAGCUUCAAAUCUGCCCUACUGUGCUUCUAAUAAAAUCAUGCACUGUUUUUGCGACUAUCCAGCUGUAAUUUCCCUGGCUUGUACUGAUAUUACUGAUCAUGCCACUGGAGCCUUUGGACUAGGCAUGCUCGGUAACUAUUUGCCCAUGCUGUAUGUCCUCUGGACGUAUGUCAGAAUCGUGCUUUCAGUUUUAAAGGUAAAAACAACGGGAAGUCGAGCAAAAGCUUUCUCGAUGUGCUCUUCACAUGUGACUGUGGUGCUACUCUACUACGUUUCUGCUUCCGUAGUAUACGCAGGAUUAAAAAUGAACAACCUUUCAUAUGAUGGCCCAUUUUUGUUGGGGAUUGAAUUAUUUUUAAUUCCAAUGGUUAACCCAAUGAUUUACAGUUUAAGAAAUAAAAAGAUGAAGGAAGCAGCUAGAAAAUACUUUAACUUUGUCAUCAGUUUUCCUACAAACAGAAAAACAUCUGUUGGUAAUUCAUAA
Polypterus senegalus (gray bichir) is the source of this 969-nucleotide messenger RNA. RefSeq names its product olfactory receptor 6N1-like. Bases 1 to 969 code for a protein of 322 amino acids. Gene Ontology annotation, biological process: G protein-coupled receptor signaling pathway. The record is from RefSeq and is a predicted model, not a curated record. Gene Ontology annotation, cellular component: membrane. The transcript has a single exon. NCBI's taxonomy places the organism in Eukaryota, Metazoa, Chordata, Cladistia, Polypteriformes, Polypteridae. Gene Ontology annotation, molecular function: olfactory receptor activity; G protein-coupled receptor activity.